AUGCUUACGCUCAACACCAAGACAGUUUUCGCUCUUGCAGUGUUGCUUAGAGUGGUAUUCUUUUUCUAUGGUCUUUAUCAAGAUGAAUACUUACCAGUCAAGUAUACAGACAUAGACUACUUGGUGUUUUCAGAUGCCUCAAAAUAUGUGUACUACGGAUUGAGCCCCUACAAAAGAGAAACUUACAGAUACACCCCUCUAUUGUCAUGGAUGUUGAUUCCAAAUGCAUGGGGCGGAGUCUGGUACCAUUUCGGGAAGGUGUUGUUCAUGGUGUGUGAUUUAAUCACUGGAUGGAUCAUUACCAGAUUGUUACAAAACAUCCAUAUCAAAGGAGCUCCAUUGAGUUCGAACAGGGUGUCCAUAUUAUCGUCGUUGUGGCUCUUGAACCCUAUGGUUAUUACCAUCAGCACCAGAGGAUCGUCAGAGAGUGUUCUUACCGUGAUGAUCAUGGCGUCGUUGUACUUUUUAAUAGUCAAGAAGUCUAUCACAACAUCUGCACUUUUAUUGGGAUUGUCUAUUCAUUUCAAGAUAUAUCCGAUCAUAUACUUGUCCAGUAUCAUGUAUUACCUUGCAAAUGGGGCUCAUAUCAUUAAUUUGCCUGUUAUCAGAUGGAUCAACGUCACAAACCUCAAGUACUUGAUUGUCACUUGUCUCAGUGUGAGUGCAUUGAACUGGCUAAUGUACAAAAUUUAUGAUUUUGAGUUCAUGUACCAUUCAUACCUCUACCAUUUGACAAGACUUGACCACAGACACAACUUUUCCAUCUACAAUAUUGCCCUUUACUAUAAGUCUGCCUUGACGGAAAAUACUCAAAACAUAGAAAACUUUGCAUUCAUACCCCAAAUCAUGUUGUCAGCAGUGCUCAUUCCCCUUGUUUUCGCAGACAGAGAUUUAAUAUCAAGUUUGUUUCUUCAAACAUUUGCAUUUGUCACGUUCAAUAAAGUUAUGACCUCACAGUAUUUCUUAUGGUUUUUAAUCUUUUUGCCCCACUAUCUUUCCCGUUCCCGGUACUUAACCAGACAGUAUAUGUGGAGAGGAGUGGUAAUGGUGUUGGCGUGGGUUAUUUCACAAGCUGCUUGGUUGGGCUGCGCCUACAAUUUGGAAUUUUUGGGGAUUAAUGCAUUCUCUGAACUUCUCUAUGCAUCAAUUGGGUUCUUUUUAGUUAACUGCUGGUUGUUAGCCCAGUUCUUUCAAGAUUUGAGCUAG
Molecule: messenger RNA, 1206 nt
Organism: Suhomyces tanzawaensis NRRL Y-17324
Lineage: Eukaryota; Fungi; Ascomycota; Pichiomycetes; Serinales; Debaryomycetaceae
Product: glycosylphosphatidylinositol-alpha 1,4 mannosyltransferase I
Exons: 1
Coding region: 1-1206 (401 amino acids)
Biological process (GO): GPI anchor biosynthetic process
Cellular component (GO): membrane; glycosylphosphatidylinositol-mannosyltransferase I complex
Molecular function (GO): alpha-1,4-mannosyltransferase activity; GPI mannosyltransferase activity
Source: RefSeq, a predicted model, not a curated record